This is a messenger RNA of Prunus armeniaca (apricot), 1536 nucleotides long. The record is from the annotation of a GenBank genome assembly. NCBI's taxonomy places the organism in Eukaryota, Viridiplantae, Streptophyta, Magnoliopsida, Rosales, Rosaceae.
AUGGAAGUUGAAACCACGAAGUCGCCGUCGCAGAAGGCAGCAGCCCCGCUGCCCAAAAUCAUAUUAGUAGCCUCAAUUGCAGCCGGAGUCCAGUUCGGGUGGGCCCUACAGCUCUCCCUCCUCACGCCCUACAUCCAGCUCCUCGGCGUCCCCCACACCUGGUCCGCCUUCGUCUGGCUCUGCGGGCCCAUCUCCGGGAUGAUCGUCCAGCCCAUCGUCGGCUACCACAGCGACCGCUGCACCUCCCGCUUCGGCCGCCGCCGCCCCUUCAUCGCCGCUGGCGCUGGCCUCGUCGCCGUCUCCGUCUUCCUCAUCGGCUACGCCGCCGACAUCGGCCACCUCAGCGGUGACUCCCUCGAGAAGUCGACCAAGCCCCGAGCCGUCGCCGUCUUCGUCGUCGGGUUCUGGAUCCUCGACGUCGCCAACAACAUGCUGCAGGGCCCGUGCCGUGCUCUCCUCGCCGACAUCUCCGGUGACGACCCGAGGAGAAUGCGGACCGCCAACUCCCUGUUUGCGUUCUUCAUGGCGGUCGGCAACGUCUUGGGGUACGCGGCCGGCGCCUACUCCCACCUCCACAAGAUGUUCCCCUUCACCAUAACCAAAGCAUGCGACGUCUACUGCGCCAACCUCAAGAGCUGCUUCUUCCUCUCCAUCACUCUCCUCCUCGUCCUCACCAUCGUGGCCUUGACGUCGGUGAAGGAAACGACGCCAAAUGAUGGCGUCGUCGCGGAGGGGGAGAUCGAGCCCCAGUCGACGACAGCUAAGUCCGUGCCUUUUUUCGGUCAAAUGAUUGCGGCGUUCAGGGAGCUGCAGAGGCCAAUGCUCGUGUUGCUUCUGGUGACGUGUCUCAAUUGGAUUGCGUGGUUCCCGUUCUUGCUGUUCGACACUGAUUGGAUGGGGCGGGAGGUGUACGGAGGCCAAGUUGGGAAGGGGCGGUUGUACGAUUUGGGGGUGAGGGCAGGUGCGCUUGGGCUGAUGCUAAACGCCGUCGUUUUGGGGUUCAUGUCGCUUGCCAUUGAGCCUCUGGGCCGGUGGGUUGGUGGGGUCAAGCGAUUGUGGGGCAUUGUCAACUUCCUGCUGGCUAUCUGUUUGGCUAUGACUGUUUUGAUCACCAAAUUGGCCCAGUCGAGUCGGCACGCUUCUAUCGCUGCCGGGCAUGGCGGAGCUGAGCCUCCGCCGCCAACUGCGGGUGUCAAGGCCGGUGCACUGACGCUGUUUGCGGUGCUGGGUAUUCCUCAGGCGGUGACCUUCAGUAUUCCCUUUGCUCUGGCAUCCAUAUUUUCUAGCACUUCUGGUGCAGGCCAAGGGCUUUCUUUGGGAGUCUUAAACCUUGCAAUUGUCAUACCACAGAUGUUCGUGUCAGUAACUAGUGGACCUUGGGAUGAUUUGUUCGGAGGCGGGAAUUUACCGGCGUUUAUUGCGGGAGCCGUAGCAGCUGUAGCAAGUGGAGUAUUGGCUCUCUUUAUGCUUCCAUCUCCGCCGGCUGAUCUGCCGUCUAAUAAAAAUGCAAGACCUAUAGCUGCUGGGUUUCAUUGA